Molecule: messenger RNA, 1155 nt
Organism: Prorocentrum cordatum
Lineage: Eukaryota; Dinophyceae; Prorocentrales; Prorocentraceae
Source: the annotation of a GenBank genome assembly
AUGAGCGCGACAGCGGCAUGGCUCCCGCUCCUCCUCGUGCCAGCCCUGGCAGCCGCCCUGGCCGUCGACCCCGACAGCCGCAGGCCCGCUCCCCAGCCUCGGCGGGCGUCGUCCUCGCUCGUCGACGGCUGGCAGUCUGCGUGCGGUGGCAGGGGCGACGCGACCGACGAGGGGCUCCUCGGCCAGUGCGCGGCGUGCAGGCUGUCGGGCAUGGACGCCCCCCGGAUCUACGUCGUGGAGUCCAAGGAUGGCCUCGGCUCCAGGCUCCACGACGUGAUCGCUGGCAUGGCAAUCGCAUCCAAGAUGGGCAUGGUUCUGGGCGGAGUUACUUUCAGAGGGCAGGGUAAUGGUUGUCAUGUGUCGCACGGCGUCGACAUCAUGAAAGUUGCCGGUGUCCUGUUCGGCUUGGAGGACCCACGGUUGUUGUUCACGGGUCGCCCGCCGAAGUUCGACCAGGUUUGGCCGGGGCUUUUGGCGCUCGAAUCGGGCACGAGGAGGUUCGUUCCAAAGCCUAAAGAGAACAUCUUUAUCGCCAACCACUGCGUCGCAUGCGAGGUUGACGCAGUCCCUGGCAUCUCCAGGCAUGGUACAACCUGGUAUCCCCAGGCGCGAUACUAUUCCGAGCGAUUUCUGGGACAGUUGCGCAAUGCGUCUCGCAUUUGGAGAGAGCCAUUGGCGUUCGAAAGAGGCUCGACGUCUGUAGCGAUCCACGUCAGGCGCGGCGACGUGGACCCUGCCGACAAGCUCAGAGGCACCAGUGACCUCUGGUACCUCAGCCUCAUGGAGCAGUUGAGAAGGCUCGCGCCCAACGCGGACAUACAUGUGUUCAGCUCCCUGGAGGCAGGGAGGCAAAGCUCUGAGUUCGACGCCUACCGCUCGCGGGGCGCCACGGUGCACUUGGAUGGCGACCCUCUGGAGGCUUGGGCACACUUCGCCGCUGCCGAUGUCUUCGUCAUGGCCAAGAGCAGUUUCUCGCAUGUGCCCGCGCUUCUGAACGGCAACUGCGUGGUCUACCAGCCGUAUUGGCACCGGAAGUUGAAAGAGUGGGUGAUUGUUGAGGCGAAUCACACCGCGCCGCUCAGCGCUGCGGCCGUGAAGGCACUGCACGGCUGCAUUGGUAACAAGAGCGCACGCCAAAACAAUCGCAAGGUGUAG